Didymodactylos carnosus is the source of this 3759-nucleotide messenger RNA. Lineage: Eukaryota; Metazoa; Rotifera; Eurotatoria; Philodinida; Philodinidae. The record is from the annotation of a GenBank genome assembly.
AUGUUCGGAUAUGAGGGAACGGUUAAAAAAUAUUUAGAUUUGAACAUUGUUGAUAAUCCACCACCAGACUAUGUAAUGCGUGGUUGGAAAAAUGAGUUUACCGAUGAAGAAAAGCAAUUCCAAAAGCGAACAUGUCUUUUAGGGCCUGACAUAAUGAUUCCGAACUCAAUUGUUCGACAACGUCUAGGUACAAAUAACUUUUUACAAAAAGAAAAUAAAGAAAUUCUAGCAAAAACCUUUGAUUUACCCGAUGAAUUAUUGAUGGAUUUAUUGCAAGAAGUAAAAGUGAAGACAAUUGAAGAUCUGAAAGGGUAUUUGGAUUAUGAAGAUGAUGAUGAAAUUGAAGCAGUAAAAAGAAAAUCAACAAUAAAUACAUUGAUAAGUAAAAGAAAGGAACGACAAAAGAAGACAGAUAUGUUAGUUGAAGGAUACUAUUCUGAAGAUGCUUUGUCAUUAGAGGAGAUUAUUGAAGAGAUACGAGCCAAUACAGGACGAUCAUUGAAUGAAACAGAUAUUAAAUUGAUUGUUGAUCUGAUGAAUAUUAUACAGAAUAGUGAAAAGAACGAUGUUCUAAAUGUACAUAGUGAAUUGAUACAAAUGAAUCUGAUUCAACGAUACGGUGGUAUACCGAAAGUUGUUCAAGCAUUAGAAGAAAUUCAAGGUGCUCUUGAACAAGUGGCAAUGCGAACAAAUAUCGCAUCGUUAGAAACUGUUCUAACUGUACUGGCUAAAAAUAAUCGUACUUAUCGUUUAGCCGAAGAGCUAUUGAAUACAUUUAAUGAGAAAACAAACAAAACAAAGCGUGAAUCGAAAAUUAGUUUUGAUGAAAAAUUUGGUGAAAUAAAUGAACAAGAACAACAGAUUUUCAAUAUAUUUAUGCGUAAUAAAAUUGAACGUUUAUAUGAAAGAGAUUUAAGUGAAAUAACAAGAGAUUUUAUCGGUCUAAGUCAAAUUAUUAAUCCAUUAGAUGAACAUUCUAUCCCAACUCGUGACAAUUAUUUGGAAUUUUUAACUGAACAUAUAAAUAUAAUUUUUAAAAAAUAUCAUUUGGAUGGUGUAAAAAAGUUAUUUGAAUCAAUGAAAUCAGAUAUUGGAAAAAAAUUACUUACCUAUUUAGAUAAAAUUGAACAAAGUUUAAAAGUAAAAUUAACCGACAAUGAUUUAAUCUGUAUGGAACAACAAAUAUUUUUAGCUAUGCAACAAAUGGAUGAGAACGAGGCCAACAUUUUCUAUGAAAAAUUGUGUCAACAAGAUAUUCUGAAACGUCAGUCUCAUACUGUUAAUGUUGUGCAAACAGUUACGAUUGGUUUAACCAAAAAGAUUGCUACAGAUGGCUUACAAGCCAUAAUUGAGAGCAUCAAUUCAACUAAUGUUGAUAGUGAACAUGUUAGCAAUUUAACAAAUAUGUUUGAAAACGUUGACAUGUAUUUACAACGGCAAUCAACACUCCCGAUGUUCACAACAUUAGAACAAAUUUAUAGUCAGUUGGGCAUCUCCUAUUUUAUAGAAACACAAAAUAUGAAAGAUGAUGAUAUUAAAGAGUUGGCUAAAGGAGCUGAAUUGUAUAACAUAAUGAAAACGAUACUGAAUGACGAUGCAACAAAAGAGCAAAUGAAUGAAUAUUUGGACAAUUUUAAAGCUUUCUUUCUCAAUGAAGCAUUUAAAAAUGUCAUUCAACAAACGUUAGUAGAUGAUAUAGAUUUAACAACAGUUAAAGGUACGUUUUACAAUGAUCAUGUUAGACAAUUGUUGAACAAUAUUAUGCGUGGUACCGACUACUUUAAUCGUAAAUUGGUAUUGAGAAAAACGAAACAUCAACUAAAAAGAAAUAAAGAACUGCCAGAUAAAUUAUUUCGACAAUUUAUUCGAAAUAAAUACAUUAGACAAGAUCCAAAAUCGAAAAUUGAUACAAAUAAAAAGAAGACAAAUGCAAUAUUAUCAGCACUACAAGUAUUAAUCACCGAGAAUAAAACUAUAACAGAAGAAUUAGUCAACCUUUUAUCAAAAGCAGAGGUACUUCUGCCAGAUCGUGUCAGAAAAUGGUAUAUCAAACCACUUCUACAGGCAAAGGUAGCUCCAUCGUCAAAAGGAAAACAAAAAACUACACCCAGACGACCCUCGUCAUCAAAACGAGUUAAUGUCAAGAAAAUACUCUCAUCAAAACCAUUAUCAACAGCUGCAAUUACUCUUGCUCCAACACAGACUGCUAUUAAGCCAAGUAGAAUCUCUUCGAAAAAACUUAUUGUUGUUUUACCGACAGAAGAGCAAUCAAUUAGCCCAACAAAAUUCAAAGAAAUCGUCACAUCAGAUGGACAAAAAGUUAGUGAAAUUCAAGACCAGCUGAUAAAGACUACGAUUGAAACAUCCCAAUUACCUAAAUAUGAAAGUGAAAAAAUUACGGAACAAGCUAUUGAUGAAAAAAUUAUUGACGUAAAACAAUAUGAAGAAGAAUUUUUGAAGCAACGAGAUGUGUUGAAAAAGGGACAUGUUAUCACGCGUUUACCAUCGUCAAUUAUUGUGAAAGAAGAAAUGCUGUUAACUGGAGCUAUAGAUGUUAAACCUCAAUAUGCUCAACUAGGUCAAGUUCAAAAUGGUCGAACAUUUGAUUUUUCAAUGCAAUCCUAUAGUGCCGUAACGUCGAUUAAAAUUCCAGAAGUGUCACUACCAAAAGAUGUUAAAGAACUAACUUUGAGUAGUAUCAUUGAAUACAAAGAGGGAAUAGAUUUCGAACAUAAAAGGAUUCACCGAAAAUUGCGUACCAUAGAUGGUUUCGGUGUAAAACAACAAAGAGAUUAUUUUCCAACAGAGUUGAAUACACAACAACCUGUUUCUGCUGCAAGCAGUGUUAUCGGUCCGAUCAUUGGAGUCAAACAAAUUUCGUCUUCGCCAAAAGCUCCGAUCACUGUUUUGACAGCAUCAAGAAAUUCCACUCGAAAAUCAACUGAUGAACAUGAGGCCGUAUUCACGAAAUCAAAUGGUCGUGCACCUUCACCGAAAAAACAAUUGAAACAAAAAUCAUUGAGAUCAGAUACAAAAAUGGAUGAUGUCUUUAACAAUUCGUUUGUAAUAGCACUAAAACAAAUGUUCAACACAAAUGAAUACAAAGCUAAAUUACAAAAAUUGCAUAAUCAUUUGGUUAGUGGUGGAUUCAUAUCACCAUUAAAUGAAUUUUAUCGAUCUAUCGAUGAUGCAAUUCGAGUGACAUUGGAACAUUGUGGAGAUUAUGAUGAAUUAAUUAAGUGGACAUUAUCCAUAUUACAAGCAACUGAUCGUCAAAAGGACUUGUUAGAUUUUGGUUUCAAUUUAUACGCUAUUGCUGUUGAUCUUGAUCUUCAAUAUACGAAAUCCAUUAAUAAUGUUGAACGUUAUGCGCGUGAGAUAGAAGAAAGGAUAAAGCAAGAAUUACAAACAAUUAGUGAAAAUGAAUUGAGAGAGAUUAAUGCUUAUUUGUCAGCUGGAAAUAUUGCAAAAUUGGUUGGUAUUACAACUAAACUGAAUGUCGGAAAAAAAGAGAACAUGAUUGCUGAUUUAUACCCGUUAUUAUUGAAUAUGAUACAGCAAGCACGUAUUCUUGAACCAGAAAAUCGACCGAUACAAACUCGAAUUCGAAAUUGUGGAUUUCAAUAUGCAUCAAGGCCAAUUCUAGCUUUGGCAAAAAUGAUCGAUGAAUUGGAAAAGAAAUUGGCGAAAAAUUUUGGUAUCACAUUGAUCGGUGCAAGUGAAAGAUUUAAUGAAACUCAUAUAUACCUUGCAAAAUAA